GAAUGUUGUGUCGUUCAGUCCGGUAGAGGGCAGUACGUGUCUCCAGUAGAAUAAAAUCCCCGGAAAUUCUAUUGAACGAACGCCGAAGACGAGACUGUCUGUGGACGUUUUUUGCACGUUUGGUUGACAGAUAGCUUGUUAAGAUGUCCAUUGGAGUGCCCAUCAAAGUUCUUCAUGAAGCAGAAGGACACAUAGUCACCUGUGAGACCAACACUGGGGAGGUCUACAGGGGCAAACUGAUCGAGGCUGAGGACAACAUGAAUUGUCAGAUGGCAAACAUCACAGUCACAUACAGGGACGGCCGUGUAUCUCAGCUGGAGCAGGUGUAUAUUCGUGGCAGUAAGAUCAGGUUCCUCAUCCUUCCCGACAUGCUGAAAAAUGCUCCUAUGUUAAAGAGUAUGAAGAACAAAAAUCAGUCGGCUGGUGCAGGUCGAGGAAAAGCAGCUAUUCUUAAAGCCCAAGUGGCAGCCAGAGGCCGUGGCCGGGGUGGACCGGGACGAGGAGGGAACGUGUUCCAGAAGAGGCGCUAGUUUUUUUUUUUUUUUUUUUUUACAUUUUGGUCUGAUGUAUUUUAGAAGUUCAUUUUAUGCUUUGAGAAAUAAAUGGGUGAUUUUGUAUUU
This is a messenger RNA of Carassius auratus (goldfish), 620 nucleotides long. Its product is annotated as small nuclear ribonucleoprotein Sm D3-like. Lineage: Eukaryota; Metazoa; Chordata; Actinopteri; Cypriniformes; Cyprinidae. The record is from RefSeq and is a predicted model, not a curated record. The transcript has 4 exons. Gene Ontology annotation, biological process: spliceosomal snRNP assembly; RNA processing. Gene Ontology annotation, cellular component: spliceosomal complex. Gene Ontology annotation, molecular function: RNA binding. The coding region runs from base 144 to 530 and encodes 128 amino acids.